UCCUCCUCCUUCGUGGAGUCUGCUGGCCUCUUUCUCCUCACCGGCACUGUCCUGACAGAGCACUGAGCAGGAACCAUCGGUGGAUAAGGGAGAGCAUCAUCCGCAGCAGUUGGGCGCAGGAUCAAAGCAUGCCCCAGGGCAGCCAUGACUUGCUCGGCGUCAGACAGCGAGAAGAUUGUGAUAAACUGCGGCGGGAUCCGACACGAAACCUACCGGAGCACUUUGAAGACACUGCCCGGGACACGCUUGUCUUGGCUGACCGAGCCCGACGCCUACAGCAACUUCGAUUACGACCCUAAGUCGGACGAAUUCUUUUUCGACCGCCACCCAGCAACCUUCGCGUUCAUUCUAAAUUACUACCGCACCGGUAAGCUUCAUUGUCCAAAUGAUGUCUGUGGACCGUUAUUUGAAGAGGAGCUCGCCUUUUGGGGCAUUGAUGAGACUGACGUCGAGGCGUGCUGCUGGAUGAACUACAGGCAGCACCGCGACGCAGAGGAAGCAUUGGACAGCUUUGAGACUCCUGAGCCAGAGAUACCCGAGGAUGAUCCAGCGCUCAUCGGCGGAGUAGAUGGAGACCUAAAGCGGCUCUGCAUGCAGGAGGAUGGCCGUAAAGCGACUUGGUGGGAAGUAUGGCAGCCCAGGAUGUGGGCGCUGUUCGAGGACCCUUACUCUUCCAAAUACGCCCGAUAUGUGGCCUUUGCCUCGCUGUUCUUCAUCCUUCUCUCUAUAUCCACCUUCUGCUUGGAGACCCAUGAGGCUUUCAACACUAUCUACAACAAAACUGAAAAUGUCACCGUUGGGAACGUAACACGUGAGGAGAUUGUAUAUGAAGUUGUCACAGAUGGAUGGCUGACAUAUGUGGAGGGUGUCUGUGUCAUUUGGUUCACUAUUGAAGUGGUGGCACGUGUUAUCUUUUGCCCUGACAAGGCUGAGUUCUUCCGUAGCGCCCUUAACAUCAUAGACUUUGUGGCUAUAGUUCCCUUUUACCUGGAGGUAGCACUGAGUGGCCUAUCCUCAAAGACAGCCAAAGAUGUGUUAAGCUUCCUACGUGUGGUACGUUUUGUCCGUAUCUUGCGUAUAUUCAAGCUAACCCGCCAUUUUGUCGGUUUACGGGUCUUGGGCCACACUUUGCGGGCAAGUACCAAUGAGUUCUUGCUACUAAUCAUUUUCCUGGCGCUGGGCGUCCUCAUCUUUGCUACUAUGAUCUACUAUGCUGAACGUAUUGGAGCUGAUCCUGAUGAUCCAACUGCUGCAGCCCACACCAACUUUAAGAACAUUCCCAUUGGCUUCUGGUGGGCUGUGGUGACAAUGACUACUCUUGGAUAUGGAGAUAUGUACCCUGAAACAUGGUCAGGAAUGCUAGUGGGUGCCCUAUGUGCCUUGGCAGGUGUGCUGACCAUUGCUAUGCCAGUGCCUGUUAUUGUCAACAAUUUUGGGAUGUACUACUCGUUGGCCAUGGCAAAACAGAAGCUUCCAAAGAAGAGGAACAAGCACAUCCCAAGAGCGCCUCAACCAGGAAGUCCUAAUUACUGCAAGCCAGAUGCUCUGGCAAUGGCAACUGCUUCCCCACAUAGAUUAAUGGGCAAUGUACUUGGGCCAGGCAUGGUGGAAUCUGGCAGCAUGAUGGUUACUGGAGACUGCCCACUGGCACAAGAAGAGAUCAUUGAAAUAAACAGGGCAGAUUCUAAGCAGAAUGGUGAUGCAGCUGCCAACGCAGCAGCUUUGGCCAAUGAGGACUGUCCUACCAUAGACCAGGUUCUUGGGGAUGAGCGCAGUCCAGUUACUGGAGGACUUGGUUCUACCACCAGCCGUGAACGAUACCCACAUGACCGUGCAUGCUUUCUUCUGAGUGCUGGGGAGUUUCAGCGAACCACUGAUGGAAAUGUUCGUAAAGGUGGAGGCUGAUUGCAGGAAGGCGAGUAAUUAAGGAGACAGCUGCCAGCACUCCGACGCCAGAGUGUUACUGCCCUUGUGGUAUGACUCAGCCGGCCGACUCCUCCAGACACUAAAACAUUCCACCGUUAACUGUGAGUUUUCCUCGUGCUGUGGUUAUUCCUCUUCGGACUCCCACUCCGAAGUUCUCCACGUUCCCAGGAACCUUCCAAGACUCUCUGUUGAUCAACCUCCCCAAGAAGUCUCAGCUGGCAGCUACUCCAUUCCUCCAGAGCGCCGUUCAAACCCUGCUCACCCUCGCCUGCCUCAUCAACUGUAGUGCGGAACCUGGCGGACCAAGCCCAGAACCAACCCAUUUUAGCCCCACGAUUUUCCCUACCCGCUGCAAUCUUUACAAGCCGCGAUUCUCUUCACUUUUGCGCUCUGGUGGAUUCUGGUUGUGAAUUUAAUUUAAUUGAUUCUACCUUCGUCAAGCAGGCUGGGUUAGAGGUGGAGCCUUUUCCUUUUCAACUCCUGUCCUGGACAGUAAGAGUCUUUCCAAGGUUACUCAUCGAACCAGACCCGUGGAGUUAGUUACUUCUGGAAAGCAUAGAGAACAAGCUACUUUUUACAUUUUUCCCAUAAAGCAGUCCUCCAUUGUUUUAGGUUUUUCUUGGCUACAGCAAAAUAACCCCCAUAUUAACUGGUCCAAACUUCGAGUAGAAUCCUGGUCACCUAAUUGUCACUCCUGCUGUUCACAGUCAGCUGUUCCUCCUAGUUCGUCUCCAGCCCUUUCUACGGAUCUCAUUGAUGUUAGCCAGGAACCCAAAGGGUACCACAUUCAGAGCCUAGUGCUUAGCAAGAGUAAGGCCAAGUCAUUACUGCCCCAUAGAUCUUAUGAUUGCGCCAUAGACUUUUUGCCUAAGGCACCCAUCCCGAACCGGGCCACCUCCAAUUCCCUGUCCAGACCUGAGCCCAGGCUAUUGGGUGGGCCCGUUUUUUCCCCGGUAAGGCGGGCCGACAUCACCCGAGUCCCUCAGGUGAGUCAGCCUGAAGCCACCGCUCAAGCCUCGGUGGGUGCUGUGCACAUCACUGCCCCAGCCUCAGUGGGCAUGGCUCACGCCACUGCUCCAUUGCUGGCCGCUGUGGGUCCUGCUCCCUGGUCUCCAGUUGUCUCCUGCGUUCCCUCCUGGUCUCCAGUCGUCUUCUGCGACUCUCCGUCGAUUACCCUCCUCAAGAAAUCCCAGCUGGCAGCUGCUCUGCCUCCAUUGCUCCAGAGCUCCGAUCGUACCCUGCUUACCCUCCACCUAUCUCUGCUUCCCUGCCUCGCCUGCCUCAUUGACCUGGCGGUCAGCUUCCAGCAAGCUCUGCUUCACAGAGUCCCGCUCAAUCCUUGCUGACGGAUUCUCGGUGCACUCUUAGCACUGCUCCGCCUUGCUUCCGUUCCAUCCGGCUGCGGAGUUCCCGAUCUGUUCCUAAUCCUUUAAAUAAACAUUAUUUCAAAGAAAUACGUUCUCUCCUGAGUGUGUUCUGCCUGUGGGCCAAACACUUACCCAGUAUCAUGACAAUUACUAUACAUAAGGUCAUUUCAAACAAAUAAAAAAGGCCCAUAAGCACACUUAAAUCUUUAAUAAAAGUCUACACAACAGUUCAUUGGUUUUCUACCAUCGCAUUUCUCUCCCUGAUGAGUGAUGUGUAACCACAAAUUAAAAAAAGUUUGCGCGAGAGACCACACAGUCUGACGUCAAUUUUUUUUUACAGAUCACUGCCAUUGCAUGGAAAGUCUCGUUGUCAUGGUUUUUAAGUGUUUAGCCCACAUGCAGAUACAGAUGGGAAACAGGAAUAAAUUUAAGAUAUUUAUUAUAGGCUCGGACAACUGGGAAAGACACAACGGGUGGCUCGAGCGAGGUCUGAACGUCAGUGCUGGAACGACUACGGAAAGAAAGAGGAACAAAGUUACGAGAGAUCGAACCAGGGGAAAAUUCCAGAAGCUGUGCCGCUUACCAUUUAGUCGAGAAGACCUAUCUAUUACCGAGUAAUGACGAGGGAACUCUGUGACCGUAACUCAUUGAUGGUAACAGGUGGCUGAGUGACUAGAGGGCUGACAGAUGGUAAUGCUGGCGAGGGAUCCAGAGCGCACCCCAAUUGACGGCAGACGGGAGGAGCAGAUGGAAUAACCGGAGUAUUGCGGGUGAACCAGGUGAAUCCAGGGAAGGGGUUCUCACGCCCGGCUUGGUACCACCAAGAGAGUAUGGGGGAGCUGCCAGAGCAAAAUCUGAGCGGCGGGGAUUCUGAGGAGCUGGUUCUUUGAACACGACGUCAAGGCAGGUGAGUAAAUCCAAACACGAAAAACUGAAGAACACCAAGAGAGACAAAAAUUAUUCCAAAAACAGGAUUCCCAAGAACUCACAAAUACGAGGCACACGAGACAGGUCAGAGGCCUAGGCAUACCACGACUGGGUUAACACUCUGGCGUCUUCCAUCUGUCUGAGCACUCCUUAAGAAACCAGUGGAAGCCGUUCCUGAUGAGCCGCAAGUGUGGGCCACGCCCCCCAGUCAACUAGAACCACCUGUGGAGCAGAGUUAGAGCACGGAAACCACAGAGAUCCCUGACAUAAACACCCCCCCUCAACGGUCGCCUCCUGGCAGCCCAGAUGAUGAUGUGGAAGGGUGCGAAGACCAAAAAUCAUUAAGCAGAGCGUCAUUGGCAACUGCCGAGCCGAAGACCCAUGACCGCUCCUCAGGACCGCGACCCUCCCAAUCGACUAGGUAUUGACAUCCCUUACCUCGUCGAUGGGCGUCCACGAUCCUGAGGAUGCGGGGGUUCUGACUGUCCUGGGUGGGUGGAGGGGUUUCGGAAGGAGGGCAAAGCUCACUAUCAAUUACUGGUUUAAUCUGGGAAACAUGAAAGGUGGGGUGAACUCGGGAGUGAGGAGGCAGGCGCAGACGAAUGGCGGUGGGGCUGAUGACAGAUUUGAUCUCAUUGGGUCCAGUGAAUCGGGGGGCGUUUCUUGGCGGAUGAAUUGGUUAAUACGUCUCUAGAUGAUAACCGGACCUUCUGACAGGGGCGAUACUGGGGGGCAGGUACACGGCGCUGGUCAGCGAACCUCUUUUUCUUCUCUGCGGUGCGAGUGAAAGCAGUGACGGUGGAUCUCCAGGUUUCUUGACAGCGGUUGAUACAGGUAUCCGGAGUUCAUCGGUAGGUAGGUAGGUAGGAGAGGUGGUUGGUAUCCAAGGGCUAUUUCAAAGGGUGAAUGUCCAGUAGCAGAUGAAACGUGGGAAUUGAGGGCAUACUCGACCCAUGGCAAAAACUUAUUACAGUCGGUGGGUAAAGAGGAGGUGAGGCAACGAAGGGGGGUUUUAAUUGCUGAUUCAUUCUCUUGGUUUGGCCGUUGGUCUGUGGGUGAUAUCCGGAGGUGAGAGUGUAGCGGGCACCGAGAGCAGAACAAAAGUGCCGCCAAACCUGGGAGACAAACUGAGGACCCCGGUCAGAAAGGAUGUCUGCAGGGAUUCCAUGAAGUCUAAAUACGUGCUUUAUUAGAAGUUGUGCAGUCUGCAGGGCAUUAGGCAACUUAUGUACCGGGAUGAGAUGACAAGAUUUGGAGAAUCGAUAAACAACAGUCAGUAUGGUGGUCAUUCCCUGGGAUGAAGGGAGUCCGGUAACAAAGUCCAGAGCGAUGUGAGACCGGGGGCGCUUGGGAAUAGGGAGAGGAUUGAGCAGAACGGAAGGAGGCUGAUUCGAAGGUUUGUUUUGAGCACACACCGGACAGGCACGAACAUAUUUAUUUACGCACAUCCUUAGUCCAAGACGGCCACCAAAAGCGACGGGACACUUGCAACUGCGUCCGGUAUAUUCCGGGAUGGGCGGAGAACUUCGAGUCAUGGCUCUAACGUAAAACAUCAGGACGGACUGAUUUGGGGACAUAUUUUAACUCCACAGGACCCGUACCCAGGUCAGGAUCAAGGUGCAGAGCUUGAUUAAUCCGAUCCUCUAAAUCCCAACGUAAGGCUCCAACAGUACAUGUGGGGGGAAGAAUGGGCGCUGGCUUCCUUUUCUGUUCCUGAGGGGCGAAUUGUCGAGAGAGGGCAUAAGGCUUAAUGUUUCUCGAGCCGGUAUGAUAGGUUAUGGUGAGAUUAAAUCUAGAGAAGAACAGGGACCAGCGGGCUUGACGGGGAUUUAGACCUCGGGCUGACUACAGAUAAGCAAGGUUCUUGUAGUCUGUCCAGAUGAUUAUGGGCUGCUCGGAUCCCUCUAACCAGUGUGGUCACUCCUCUAAUGCCAACUUAAUGGCUAGCAGUUCACGGUCCCCAAUGUCAUAAUUUUGCUCGGCUGGAGACAGCCGGCGAGAAAAAAAAGACACAAGGGUGAAGUUUAUCAUCGGACUCAGACUGUUGAGAUAAUACGGCACCAACACCUGUAUCAGAUGCGUCUAUUUCAAGGGUGAAUUGUUUGGCUGGAUCGGGAUGAAUGAGUAUGGGGGCCCUUGAAAAUCUAGUUUUAAGCUCGGAAAAUGAGGCUUCAGACUCAGAACUCCAGACGAACGGAAUGUUAGUGGAAGUUAAGGCGUGCAGAAGGGAUGCGACCUGGCUGUAGUUUUUGAUAAAGCGUCUGUAAAAAUUAGCAAAACCCAAAAAUCUCUGGAGAUGCUUCCAGGAGUCUGGGGUAGGCCAUUCUACUACCUCUUUAAUCUUUUCAGGAUCAGACCUAACUAGUCCACCUUCUAAAAUGAGGCUGAGAAAGGAAACAGAGCUCUGAUGGAAUUCGCAUUCCUCUGCUUUGACGAACAAGCGGUUUUCUAAGAGGCAUUGAAGGACUAAGUGGACAUGUUGUUGGUGCUGAUUUGGAUCACUAGAGUAAAUCAAAAUAUCAUCUAAAUAGACAAACACAAAGACAUUAAAAAAAUCCCGUAGGACAUCAUUAACUAACGCUUGGAAGACGGACGGAGCAUUACAUAAGCCAAAAGGCAUAACCAGGUAUUCAAAGUGACCCAGCGGGUUCUUAAAAGCCGUCUUCCAUUUGUCUCCCUGUCGAACCCGAACCAAAUGAUAAGCAUUACGCAAGUCGAGCUUGGUAAAGAUGACGGCAUUCUGGAUUGGUUCUAGGGCAGAAGACAACAGCAGAAGCGGCUAUUUAUUCUUAACCGUUAUCUGAUUUAGCCCUCUGAGGGGCUAAAUCAGCCUUGUGUGAUGUGUGAUUAAUGUUCAUUUAAAGCGGAGACUUGGAGGGGCGCAGAUAACGGAACUGUCUGAAUACGAAGCUGGGUGACUAAUCCUUGGUCGAUCAGGUUAAAAUCAGAGCCAGAGUCAACUAACGCUGAGACAUUAAAACUGUCUCGGUCAAAAACCAAAGUUACAGGCAGACAGAAACGAGAGGGGACCAGAUCUUCAAAAGAUUUGGGGGAGGAAAUUCUACCAUGGCCCGCCGUCUUUCCCACUACAGGCGACGGACCCGGUCUUUUGGUCGCACUGGGCAGGAUUUUACAAAAUGUCCAUCUCCAACACAGUAAAGGCACUGAUUUUCAGAGAACCGUUGUUGACGUUAUUCACUAGUUAAAUGAACACGGCCUAUCUGCAUGGGUUCGGGGGGCGAUGGUGGUGUUAUUACUGGCCGCUGUGAACCAGUUCCCUGUGCUGAUGGACCAAGAGUUCGGUUCCCCCCCGAAAAAAGUUUGGGGGGAACGAUUAAAGACGAGGUUACAUUGGAAAAGGAAACCCCCACAAUCUCCACUAUCUCCUGAGAAUUUCUCAAGACUCGGUGACGAGUUCUCGGUGAGCGGGGGUUGACCGGAGGCUUCAGCUGUCAGAGAGGCAGGGGGCAGAGCGCUAGUAUCCUGAGUGACAGCCUGACUCGAAGCGGAAGUAAGGGCUGCUAGUUGUUCCUGUUGGAUGGCUAAAUGCCGACCGAAUGUAUCUGCUGGGCUUUGUUGGCCCAGCAGAUAUUCUGUCAUGGUUUUUGACACUCGUAGGCAAGAUUUAGUCCCCGUUUUGUACACAUGCAAGCCUUAUGAAUGAGAAUUCUGGUCUUUAACAGGUUUUAAAAUUAUUUCUGUCUAACCUGUACAAAAUCCAAAAUCACACAUUCCACCAGAUAAUUAUUUAUUACACAAGAAUGAAAAUGAGUUGGAAAAUAUUGUAAAAAAAUAAGUACAAAAUUAAGAUACCUACAAAAUAGGUGAAACAAUACAAUUC
Messenger RNA from Fundulus heteroclitus (mummichog), 8061 nucleotides. RefSeq names its product potassium voltage-gated channel subfamily C member 1. Gene Ontology annotation, biological process: protein homooligomerization; potassium ion transmembrane transport. Gene Ontology annotation, cellular component: axon; dendrite membrane; neuronal cell body membrane. The coding region runs from base 145 to 1905 and encodes 586 amino acids. The record is from RefSeq and is a predicted model, not a curated record. The transcript has 5 exons. Gene Ontology annotation, molecular function: protein binding; delayed rectifier potassium channel activity. Lineage: Eukaryota; Metazoa; Chordata; Actinopteri; Cyprinodontiformes; Fundulidae.